This is a messenger RNA of Anthostomella pinea, 888 nucleotides long. The record is from the annotation of a GenBank genome assembly. Lineage: Eukaryota; Fungi; Ascomycota; Sordariomycetes; Xylariales; Xylariaceae.
AUGGGAAUCCUCGACAAGAAAAAGUUCAACCACUUCAAAGCUACCAGUCACCCAAACACAUUCAAACCACCCCCCAUGAGAGCUCUCAACAAGGAAAAGGUCAACCACGGCAAAACUACCCGCGACGCAAACUCAAGCGAACCAGGUUCUUCCCUUCAAGUUGAAGAACUUAAUAAUAAAUUAAAGCGCCUAACCAUGGGGUUGCUCGAUAAGGAAAAGGUGAACCACGGCACAGCCGGCCCCCCUAAGGUAACCAAGCCCCAAAAGAAGCAGGUAUACCACGGCACAGCCACCAACCUCAAGGUAGUCAAGCCCCGCCCUGCGCCCGACGACAAGGCCAAGGCCUUCCUCACAGUCAACAAACUCCUGUUAGAGGAGCGAAUACCCAAGACCGCGCUCGCAUACACCGUCCACGACUGGGACAGCGGCUGCGUCGCCAUCGCGCGCAAGGAGACGCCCGGCAGCCGUCCGGACCUGACCGUCGGCCACAACGGCAACUGCCAGUGCCUAGACGUGCGGAUGACGCACCUAUGCGACCACGCCGACCGCAUGGUCAAGCAGAAGCGCAUCAUGAAGGCGCGCCGCGACGACCUGGUGCUAGCCCUCAAGCUGCGGAACCCGGACGUGCCGAAGGACUUAAGGCUCGUGGUUAAGAAGCAGAGGCCGCUCAGACCGCUGACGGAAGAGGAGAAGGAGGAGGGGACGAAGAUCGCGAAGAAGAACGCGAAAUUGUGGGUUGAGGAGGACGAGGAGAUGAAGUUGUGGGUUGACGAGGAGGAGGAGAAGCACCGGCGCCGCGUGGCGGAGUAUAGUAGGGGGCAGGUCCUCAUGGAGAAGUGGAAAACGGACGAGGCGUGGCAGCAGAGAAAUGUGUGGAAGGACUGGUGA